This is a messenger RNA of Fragaria vesca subsp. vesca, 2195 nucleotides long. Its product is annotated as putative proline-rich receptor-like protein kinase PERK11-like. The record is from RefSeq and is a predicted model, not a curated record. The coding region runs from base 1 to 2097 and encodes 698 amino acids. The transcript has 10 exons. Gene Ontology annotation, molecular function: ATP binding; protein kinase activity. Lineage: Eukaryota; Viridiplantae; Streptophyta; Magnoliopsida; Rosales; Rosaceae. Gene Ontology annotation, biological process: protein phosphorylation.
AUGACCGGAGCGCAACCCAAGACGGUGGUCGUCGGCGUCAAGCUGGACUCCCACAGCAAGGAGCUCCUGACGUGGGCCCUCGUCAAGGUCGCCGACCCUGGUGACCAUGUCAUUGCCGUUCAUGUCCUCGACUCCGUUUCUGAGGAGACUUCAUGUUUGCUUUCGUUGGUCAAGACUUUUGAUUCUGUGCUCUCUGCUUAUGAAGGUUUUUGUAGCUUGAAGCAGGUUGAUCUGAAGCUAAAGGUGUGUAGAGGCAAUCCCAUCAGAAAAAUUCUAGCGAGGGAAGCACAGGCAUUUCAUGCUGAUGUUGUGAUUGUUGGACCUUCCAAAACCCACCACAGAAUUCGAUCAUCGGUUGCUGUUGCCAAGUAUUGUGCCUGGAAAUUACCCAAAAGUUUCUCGGUUUUCGCUAUCGAUAAUGGCAAGGUUGUGUUCAAGAGGGAUGAAGUUGAUAGCAAUACACAUCAAUUACAAGGUAAUAAUCGUAAGUCAUCUAUGAAGAAUGUGGAGGUUCUUGAGGAUGUUAAAGUAAAUCAAUGUGAGAAGAAAAGCCUUCAGACAAAAUGUCAGAAUUGUGAAGGUGGUUCAGUUUUAUUGGAUAAUUCUGGGACUCAAUUGCCUGGCGAUGAAACAAAGGACGAGUCUUUGGCUUUGGUACCAUUCCAGAGCCUCAACUCUGUCAAGAAUCAAAGGCCGCACUGUUUCAAACCCGGUUGGUCCAUUCUUCGAUGGACAUUUUUGAGAAGACAACAACACAAGGAGAAAUCUCCUGAAAAGACAUCUGUUUUAGGACGUUUUUCAAAACCGUUGAGUUCCCAUACUUCGGCUGUUGUUCAUCCUGAUCAGAAACACAGUAAUUCUAGCCAGGAUGGAGAUCAUUCUUCCAUGCCUGAUGGAAUAAGUGAAGCAACUGUGUCACUUGGUUCUAAUGAAAGCUUCCCUCCUCUGACCCCCAACCAUGGGAUGGAGAGCCUUCCUGAAGAAUUUUUAGAGUUAUGUAAGAAAUACUCAUCCAGCUGUAGACUGUUUAGCUAUGAGGAACUUUUGUUGGCAACAUCAAACUUCUUACCUGAGAACAUGGUUGGAAAAGGAGGCAGUAGUCAUGUUUAUAGAGGCCAUCUUUCAGAUGGGAAGGAGCUGGCAGUGAAAAUCCUGAAGCCAUCAGCAGAUAUAUUGAAAGAGUUUGUGCAUGAAAUUGAGAUCAUCACAACUUUAAAUCACAAGAACAUAAUCUCUCUAUAUGGAUUAUGUUUCGACAACAAUUUAGUUUUGGUGUAUGAUUUUAUCUCAAGAGGAAGCUUAGAAGACAACCUGCAUGGUAAUAAGAAAGAUGGGAAUUCAUUCAGUUGGCAUGAUAGAUAUAAUGUGGCCUUAGGUGUAGCGGAGGCACUCAACUAUCUACACAAUGGCUGUGAAGAACCUGUGAUCCAUAGGGAUGUAAAGUCUUCCAACAUCCUUCUUUCAGAUGAUUUUGAGCCACAGCUCUCAGAUUUUGGACUUGCAAGUUUGGCAUCGACGUCAUCACAUAUUGAUUGCACGGAUGUUGCCGGAACAUUUGGUUACUUGGCUCCAGAGUACUUCAUGCAUGGCAAAGUUAGUGAUAAAAUUGACGUCUAUGCCUUUGGUGUUGUACUCCUUGAGCUUCUUUCUGGUAGACAACCAAUCUACAGCAAAUGUCCGAAAGACCAGGAAAGUCUGGUGAUGUGGGCAAAGCCAAUACUGAAAGGUGGGGAGGUUGCCCAACUGCUAGACCCAAGCAUGGGGAGUGACUAUGAUCAUGACCAAAUUGAGAGAAUGGUUGUGGCUGCUAACCUUUGCAUUAGACAUGCUCCUGGACUUCGGCCCGAGAUCAGCACUGUUCUGAAGCUUCUUCAAGGUGAUGAGGAAAUAACUAGGUGGGCAAGGCAACAAGUCAGUGCAUCAGAUGAACUUGACGCACUGGAUGGUGAAGUUGUUCCUACAAAUAUCAAAUCCCAUCUUAACAUGGCAUUGCUAGAUUUGGAAGAUGAUUCCCUUUCUACUAGUAGUGGCGAACAAAGCAUCUCAGUUGAAGAAUACUUGCAAGGUAGAUGGAGUCGCUCAACAAGCUUUGACUAGCCGAAACUUUCAAGGGCAUCAGAUGAACUUGAUGCACAUGGUGAAGUUCCUAAAAAUAUCAAAACCCAUCUUAGUUUGGCAUUGCUAGACUUGGAAGA